CGUAGAAUGAAACCUCCACAUAAGUCCAGUUUGAUUCUAGACUAUCAUCAUACUCGUUACUUCCUUAGUGAACAAGAUGCCCGGUAUUUCAGUUCCACCCCCAAGGAGAGAUCAUCAAGUCAGAACCAAUAUUCCUACCCCGCGUCGAUCACAUCUUGCUGGAUGUAUCAUGUGGCUGCCGCGAAAAGAAGACAUUAACCUCGAUAUCGAAAUUGAGGAUGGCUGCUACAACCACCCAGUUGUGAUUCUGUCUCCGCAACCGAAGCCAAAAAUGGUCACAUUAUUACUCAUAACAUCAUUCAAUAGCACGAGUUUGGAAGCGAAGCACGCAAAUGACGUUAAGACCAGGCUCAAGCACCUUCCUAUCAAACCGGCCGAAUCUCAUCCCGACAAUGGGAAGCUACUGUUCCUGGAGGAUGAGGGACGUCCGCUUCGAAAGACUUCAUGGGUGAAGACAGAGACGCAGCAUCUCGUACCAUUGAAGGUCUUGCGCUCAUACACCCAUAAGGCCACGGACUAUUUCCUCUCACAGGAGUCGUACCACGAGCUCAUUGUCAGGGUACGGCUAGGCCGAAGGCAAUAGUACAGAGUGAUGGGGAGUAACGGGCGUCCCUCCUACGUAGCACCGGGUGGUCACUGGCGGUCUCAGGUAGGGGUGCCCACGGUGAUGCAUUGAUCUC
Pseudomassariella vexata is the source of this 680-nucleotide messenger RNA. RefSeq lists its product as uncharacterized. The record is from RefSeq and is a predicted model, not a curated record. The coding region runs from base 77 to 583 and encodes 168 amino acids. Lineage: Eukaryota; Fungi; Ascomycota; Sordariomycetes; Amphisphaeriales; Pseudomassariaceae. The transcript has 2 exons.